GAGGUCCACCAAGCAUUUCUUCUCGGGCUUUCAGAGUCAUUGAAAUGGCUGCAGAAGCCAAAGCCCAACUAAGUCUCCGAUGGACCUCUGACCUUGAAUGUUAGAGCGGGACCCAGCUAUUGCUCCAAAUGGAUCCGUCCAACACCCCACAACCGGGGCAGUAUCGGAUUGAGUUGAUUCUUCAGGCGUUGAAAAGCUAAGAAGCAGAGCUACAAUUGAUGUUUUAUGAGCUCAACCCAAUUCCUUCUAGCCACACAGACGGGAAAGGGGAGGAAGUUGUUCUGCGCAAGGUCAAGAGCACCCAGCCGCCCAAAAUCCCAGCACCCGCCUCUGUUGUUCACCAGCAGCAGAAGAGGACAGCCGCCGCCCAGCCUUGCUCUUCUCCGCCCAGCCACGCUGUCGCCCAGCUUUCUUGGGAGAUCCCGACCACAGCACAUCAUUCGGCAAACUGCAAUUCUCCGUUUGGGUUUUGUUGUUUCUGAUUUCUUUUUAUUAUGAUUUUCUGUUGGGAUUUAUUUUUCAUGGCUGUUGAGAACAUAAACAUGUGUGACUAGGUUCCUUUGAACUAGGGAUGGGUGGAUUUUAAUUUUUGAAGUAUGUGACUGUUUUUGUUAGUUUAAUUCAAGAUUUAUUGGUUAUUUGCAUGAUGAGUUUAUAUUAUUGAACUUAAUGCAUUGAGAGUUUGAUCACCUUUCAAUUGAUUUAAUGAUUUAUACAUGAACUUGAGAAAGAAUUGUGUAAAUUAGACCAAUAAUAAUAUAAACCGGGUGUUAGACU
Rubroshorea leprosula is the source of this 777-nucleotide messenger RNA. The record is from the annotation of a GenBank genome assembly. NCBI's taxonomy places the organism in Eukaryota, Viridiplantae, Streptophyta, Magnoliopsida, Malvales, Dipterocarpaceae.